UAUGAACUCAUUCACUCUCUCAUGUAAUGUUUUAGUUUAGCCCUCUACGUUUUGUUUAUCUGCAGUGCCUCUGAUCACUGGAACUUAAUGGCUUCCUCUUCUUCUUCUUCUUCUUCUUCCACUACUCCUAAACUAAAGUACGAAGUUUUUCUUAGUUUCCGAGAUGAGGAGACCCAGAAAAACUUUAGAAGCCAUCUGUAUGAUGCCUUCAGCCGGGAAAACAUUAAUACUUUCAUUGAUGAUAAACUUAACAGAGGAGAAGAAAUUUCUCUAGCUCUUUUGACUGCAAUUGAACAGUCAAAGAUCUCGGUUAUCAUUCUCUCUAAAGGGUACGGUUCUUCGAGCUGGUGUCUCAAAGAACUUGAAAAGAUUGUUGAGUGCAAGAAAAAGUAUAGUCAGAUUCUGAUUCCGAUCUUUUAUCACGUAGAUCCAUCAGAUGUAAGGAAACAAACUGGGGAUUUUGGGAAAGCUUUUUCUCAGCUUGAAGAGCGUUUUAAGGUUGAUGAUCCAGAGAUGUUGCAGAGAUGGAAGACUGCUUUGACGGACAUAGGCAACCUAUCUGGCUUUAUUUCAGAUAACACUGGGGACGAGUCAGUACUUGUACAGGAUAUUGUCAACGAUAUUUUGGAGAAAUUGGAUGAUGAGUACUUGGUAAUUAACAACGAGAGCCCAGUUGGACUAGAUUCAAAAAUCGAGCAGAUUGAAUGUUUAUUAUGUCAGGAAGGUGUUCGUAGACUAGGAAUUUGGGGCAUUGGGGGUAUAGGUAAGACAACUCUCGCUGGUGCUGUAUUCAGAAAAAUCUCUAAACAGUUUGAAGCUUGUUACUUCAUUCAGAAUAUUAGAGAAGAAUCAGAAAAAAGCAGGGGAUUAAAUGACUUGCGCCAAAGACUUUGUUCGGUAGUUUUAGGGGAUAAAUAUCCCAAUAUUGGAUUCACCUUGGAAAGAAAUAGGCUUGGCCGUGUUCUUAUUGUGUUUGAUGAUGUGACAAAAUUAGAACAAAUGGAAUGUUUAAUGGAAGACUUUGCCUACUUGGACUCCGAAAGUCGAAUAAUCAUAACGGCAAGGGAUGAACGCGUACUAAAACAAUGUGGAGUGGAUUACAUACAUGAGAUGGAAGGAUUAGUUAGUGAUGUGGCUUUUCAACUUUUUAACCGUUAUGCCUUUGGAGGAAAGAGUCCAACAGAAGAUUGUAUUGAGCUAUCAUCAAGGGUAGUGGCAUAUGCUGCAGGUGUUCCUCUUGCUCUUAAAGUUUUGGGUUACUCUCUAUUUGGAAGGACAAAAAAAGAUUGGGAAAGUAAUCUAGAAAAUUUGAAAAGAUCUCCUCAUAUGGAUAUCCAUGAAGUAUUAAAAGUAAGUUAUGAUGGGCUAAACUAUGAACAACGGCAAGUAUUUUUGGAUAUUGCAUGUUUCUUUAAAGGGUGUGAAAGAGCUCUUAUAGAAGAAGUCUUGGAUGCCAAUGGCUUUGCCUCACAUUAUUGUAUAAAUGUUCUCAUUGAAAGGUCUCUCAUAACUACAUCUUUCAACACCAUCACAAUGCAUGCUUUGCUUCAAGAAAUGGGUAGAGAAAUUGUUCGGCAAGAAUCAAGUAAUAAUCCUGCCAAACGUAGUCGGUUGUGGGAUCAUAAUGAUAUCUUUUCAGUAUUGACCACAAAUAAGGGGAAAGGAACUAUUCGUAGCAUAAGCUUGGAUAUGUCUAAAGCAAAAGAGAUACAUUUACAACCUAAAGCUUUCAACAAGAUGCAUAACCUAAGGUUCUUGGAAGCCUACGGCUUCACAUGUGGUAACAAGGUAUAUGGUUUUGAACACCUUGUAUUUGAUUUCUCUGAGCUAAGGUAUCUUAGUUGGUUUAAUUAUUCUGCUGAAUCAUUGCCACAAUAUUUUGAUCCUGAGAACCUUGUUGCACUCUACAUGACUGAUGGCAAACUUAAACGACUUUGGACUAGUGUCAAGAAUCUUAAUAAUUUGAAACAUAUUGACCUCAGUCACUCCAAGCAUCUACUCGAAAUGCCAAAUCUCUAAUUAUGUCCAAAUCUUAAGAGCUUGAUUCUACAAGGUUGUAAAAAUUUGCAAGAGGAUUUCUCAUCUAUCCGUU
This is a messenger RNA of Pistacia vera, 2092 nucleotides long. Its product is annotated as TMV resistance protein N-like. Lineage: Eukaryota; Viridiplantae; Streptophyta; Magnoliopsida; Sapindales; Anacardiaceae. The record is from RefSeq and is a predicted model, not a curated record. The transcript is spliced from 4 exons. Bases 88 to 2019 code for a protein of 643 amino acids. Gene Ontology annotation, molecular function: ADP binding. Gene Ontology annotation, biological process: signal transduction; defense response.